This is a messenger RNA of Trichomonas vaginalis G3, 1755 nucleotides long. RefSeq names its product cilium assembly. The transcript has a single exon. The record is from RefSeq and is a predicted model, not a curated record. Gene Ontology annotation, cellular component: ciliary tip; centriole; ciliary basal body. NCBI's taxonomy places the organism in Eukaryota, Parabasalia, Trichomonadida, Trichomonadidae. Bases 1 to 1755 code for a protein of 584 amino acids. Gene Ontology annotation, biological process: cilium assembly.
AUGUCAAAUGAAGUGUUUGAUGCUGUUGCAGACUUUUUACAGUUCUGCGGCAUGAAUUCUACACUUGCUGUUUUUCAAAGCGAGCGUCUCUCGAUUCCUCCAAUCGAAGAAAUCUCCAGACAAAGAUCUGAAUCGCAAUCAGAGUUUAAACGUGACUUAGUCAACAGUUUAACAACAGGUGACUGUCAGAGAUUCAGAGUACUUUGGAAUUCGAAGUGGUCUGCACCACCAGAUCAAAAUGCACAACAUUUAAUCUUCUUAUGUGAAGUAUUCUUUGCUGUUUUUCCAUUACAUCCAGCAAAUCGCGUUAAAUUCGGUGAUAUUAAUGACUCCCUCAAAAGAUUUAAGGACUUCCUCGAUUCACAUACUUCAGAUUUAUCUCAAUCUACCGAAUUUCUUCCAUACUAUGCACUUCCUUACAUUCCAAAUCCAGCCGAUCACCCAUCGUUUAAGCAUAUCUUCACAAUUGAUUGGUUCAAUCAGUUGAAGAAACGCUUAAGUGAUUGGCUCGACCGCCAAAUCAGCGGUUCUCAAUUACCACUCAUCGUUACAGCAUUAAGGUCACCUACAGACCAGACAGCAUCAACAGAUGCCGAGCUUUGGUCAGCAGCUCUCGAAUUAGCAGACGCAUUACAACAUGCAAUGCAAGGAGAAGCUCCAACUCGUGAAAGAGUUGAUGCAAUGUUCCGCCGUAUCGGAAUUUUCUCCGGUGGUGCUGUAAAAUUCACUGCUACAACAGAUUUCUCUCCUCUCGACUUCACAAAGGUCAAAAAGGAGUUACUCAAUACAGAAGCAGCUGCUCCUCUUCUCAAAGCCAUGGUUAACAGACUUACUCGCUCUCCUGCCGAACACGUCAGGCGUUUCUUCAUCGAACUUAUCGAAGGAGACGUUUUUGAUGUCCAAAACGGCAAAAUUUUACCACCUCUGUUAGCUUCUACAGGCCCUGCUCGCGUCUACUGCCUCAGAGUCAUGAAUAUCCUUGCAACUGAUAGUCCAGGCCGUACUUAUUUACUCAAACAUCCAAAAUUAAUCGAAAUUCUCUCGAAGAUGCUUAAAGAUGAAGAUUCAAGCGAUAUGAUGAACAUCAUCGGUAUUUUACAGAAGCUCAGCUUGAUGAAAGCUGCAAAACCAGAGAUGUUGAAGACAGGAAUAUUCGAUCAUUGUCUCAAGAUGCUUUCAGACCCGUCAAGAUACUCAGAAUAUACAGCGGAAUAUACAGUUGCUUUAUUACUUAAUCUUUCGUCAAUACAUGAAGCUGCUCAGAAAUACUUGACUAAUGACGGCUUGUCAAUAUUGGCCGAGCUUUCUGGAGCACCAAAUCCACAAUUACAGUCAUAUUCCCUCGUUUUACUCGCUCAAUUGUUUAUGAAAGAGCCAAGUUUGAGAGAAAAGGCCAAAGCUAUCGGUUUGCCAGUUCUAUUUGACCAAAUGAGACAGAACGCCGACCAAUCAAUAGCUGAAGAGAUCAACUUAGUAAUCAGAGCUAUUGGUGGCGAAAUUCAAAACAAUGGUGAUUUAGAUAACGAUGACGAUGACGCUGGCUCAAUGUUUGACGCUUACGAAGAAGUCGGCGAUGAGCAGUGGACAUUCGAAACAGAAGGUGAAGCUUUGCUCGCGAAGUACGUAAUCGCAGAUCAAUCUGCUGGUCAAAAGGCCGCUUCUAUUGAUUCUUCCUUAAGAUUAUCUGUUAGCAAAAUGAGUGUUUCACCUGAUGGUCAACAUUCAUCACGUAGACCUGUUACUCCUGGUAAAUAA